AUGUUGGAUCUUCAAGUGGAAUCGUGGAUCUGGUAUGGCGUCGUCAUGUUCGUGGCGGCGAGUCGCUUCAUAUCCCGCCGAAUGACCCUCCGAUCCUUUCGCAAAUACGAAGCGGACGAGUACCUGAUGCUCAUUGCACUCUGCUUCUACACCACCCUCAUCGCCUCGAUCAACAUCGUCCGAGACUCUUCUUCAAACCUACUACCUCCCGGCUUCGACCUUAGCUCCCUGACGGAGGAAGAUAUACGAGACAGACAGUAUGGCAGCAAGAUGGUGCUGGUUGUUGAACAAUGUCAAUGCGUUACUAUCUGGCUAGUAAAAGGCUGUCUUGUCGUCCUAUACCUGCGAUUGACGACGAUGCGGACUGAGAACAUACUCAUCAAGCUCCUUGCCGCAUAUAUCAUCAUCACCUUCAUCAUCAUGGACAGCCUCUACUUUGGAUACUGGUGUUCGCCAUUCUCGAACUACUGGGCAGUCCCCACGCCCAACAAGCAAUGCGAUGCGGCGACGAACCACCUCAUCAUGAACGCCGUCUUCAACCUGACAUCCGAUUGCGCCAUGCUGAUCAUCGGACUACCCAUGUUCCUCCGACUCACGCUGCCGUGGAAGAAGAAGUCCGCGCUCAUAGCCAUCUUCUCGCUCGGCAUCUUUACCAUCGUUGCCGCCAUCCUGAACAAAAUCUACUCCUUCACGCAACCUUUCGGAUCAGAGUGGACGUACUGGUACACGCGCGAGAGCUCGACAGCAUUAUGUGUCGCGAACUUACCUUUUGUCUGGGCACUAUGGCGUCGACCGUUCGGCGUAGAAAGCAUCCACGGACAGUCUCGACAGAACAGCUUGUCUCCCAAGAAUGCGCUGAGUCGCACGAACACCGGUAUGGCAGUCACGAGCGAGAGAAACCCGAGCUCCACGGAUAAGAGGCAAUGGCGACGGAACGACAGUCUUGCGGCUGAGCUGGAAAUGGAAGGAGGACCGGGCGGGAUGACGCUCGAAGAUCUGCUUCGCAGUGAGCCGGUACACGUCAACGGCGAGAAGGAGCCGACCGAGUUCACGCAUCCCCAUCUCUUCUGGUCACGCAAGAAAGCCAAACCGCAGUCCAGCAUCGAGCGAGCGAUGUUGGGCGACUCGCCUGAGCAGGAGACGGUGCGAAGAGAUUCUAGCUCGAGUGUGCGGGUGGGAGAUACGCCGGCAUCAUCGACGUUCCGCACGACGGAUGGGAAGCGGUCUGCGAGCUCGUUGGUGUGA
Saxophila tyrrhenica is the source of this 1245-nucleotide messenger RNA. RefSeq lists its product as uncharacterized. The transcript is spliced from 2 exons. The record is from RefSeq and is a predicted model, not a curated record. Lineage: Eukaryota; Fungi; Ascomycota; Dothideomycetes; Mycosphaerellales; Extremaceae. The coding region runs from base 1 to 1245 and encodes 414 amino acids.